Molecule: messenger RNA, 2036 nt
Organism: Amphiprion ocellaris (clown anemonefish)
Lineage: Eukaryota; Metazoa; Chordata; Actinopteri; Pomacentridae
Gene: ca7
Product: carbonic anhydrase VII
Exons: 7
Coding region: 100-888 (262 amino acids)
Biological process (GO): regulation of intracellular pH
Cellular component (GO): cytoplasm
Molecular function (GO): carbonate dehydratase activity; zinc ion binding
Source: RefSeq, a predicted model, not a curated record
AUAAACUUCAUCAAUUGCUGCACCAGCUGAUGUUCGUGCCCCUCCACGUGCAGCACCGGCAGCUCCGAUCCGAUCCAAUCCAAUCCACUAACCGGGACGAUGACUGGGAACCACUGGGGAUACGGGAAGGAGGACGGUCCUUCUCUAUGGCAUAGAAACUACCCCGUUGCUCAGGGAAGCCGGCAAUCCCCAAUUGACAUCAUCCCUCAUCAGGCUGCACAUGAUCACAGUCUGGAUGCGAUUAUCCUGAACUAUGACCAUUGUACCUCCAUUAACAUCUCUAACAAUGGACACUCAGUGGUUGUGGAGUUUGAUGACUCAGAUGACCGUUCAGUGAUCCGGGGAGGCCCUCUUGACAACGCUUACAGACUGAAACAGUUUCACUUCCACUGGGGUGGAAAAGGAUGCCAUGGCUCUGAGCACACUGUUGCAGGAAUGAGCUAUGCAUCUGAGCUUCAUUUAGUUCACUGGAACGCCGUCAAAUACAAAAAUUUUGGUGAGGCAGCAACAGCUCCAGACGGCCUCGUUGUCCUUGGCAUCUUCUUAGAAACAGGUGAUGACCACAGAUGGCUCCAUGUGAUAACGGAUGCUCUGUAUAUGGUGAAAUACAAGGGCAGCCUCACAGAUUUCAAAGGUUUCAACCCCAAGUGCCUCCUCCCCAGCAGCCUCCACUACUGGACCUACCUGGGAUCUCUGACCACACCCCCCCUGCAUGAGAGCGUCACCUGGAUCAUCCUGAAGGAGCCGAUUUCAGUGUCCGAAAAACAGCUGGGGAAGUUCCGAAUGCUUCUGUUCACUGGAGAGGAGGAGGAUCAGCGGAUACGCAUGGAAAACAACUUCCGGCCUCCGCAGCCUCUCAAAGGCAGGAAAGUGCGUUCCUCCAAUUAAUGUGACCUCAAGAGAUCUGAAGUCGUGAAUGCAUUAAAUUUGAGUGUACUUUUCACCUCAUGGUAGCUUGUCCUGAGGAUGUCUGAUUUGCUUGGUGCAGAAGUUGAAGGAAUUCUCAUCACUGCCACCAUGUUAAGAUGCAUAAUUCCCUCUACUGGUCAGAAACAUGAAAGGCAGCAGGAAGAAUCAGUCAAUGAAUGAUUUAGGAAAACAAUAAAAGGGAUUUUAUGAUACAAUAUAAUGAUACUCACAUUAACGAAUGAGCAGCUAUAUAAUAAAAGUGCUGUAUGUUUUGGGGCCAUUAUUUAUUAUUAGUAAGUUAUAAGUUGAAGAUUCAAAUGCUGGAUAUGCACUUAUACCUCUGGAGAUUUUCAACGUCACAUGUGUUGCUAAGGCAACAAGGUGAUACAUCUAUUAACAGGCCCCUUUCAGUUUGUUAUCAGAUGUUGCUGUUUGCACACUAGGACAGUACCACUGUGCUGUCUGCAGAUCCAAAGCCUCAGCCUCCUCACUGAUCCCGAUUGAUCCUCUGCUGAUCCAGCCUAUUGCUGGUGGAUUCCUAGUCCUUGUGGCCAGAUCCCGUCCGGUCAGAUUAGCAUUCAUCUAAACUGCUCUUUUGUCCCUGACUGAAGGCAUGAAAGUCUAAGGUCCUUUGCAGCUCAAGAGCUUGAGAUAUCCACCGCCUAACAGUGUAAUCCUUUAAAUUCAUUCAUGGAUUUAUGAUUCAUUCAACUCCAGCAGCACAGAGAAGACCAAAAUGAAUUUAAUUAUUCAGCUGAACUCUGAGUGUUUGUCUUCCUCAUUCUGAGUUUCUGUCUGAAGUGUCACAUGUUGAUCUGGUGUUUCUACUAUGCAGGGUGUGUUGAUGUAAUGCACACUGUUAUUAGCAGCUCACCUCUGAACUGGAACUUGCAAAAAACCCAAAACCAUGCACAGUCCUGUAUGUAAAUACCUGACAGAGGCCUUGAUGCUGCACUUUGGUGAGUUAUGGCAGCUUUGUGCAACGCUGUUGCUUAACUUAGAUGGAUGGGGAUUUUACUAAGCAGGGGUAUGACAAGGAAAAACUAAACGCACACAUUAGGAAUGGCACCUCAGUCAUAAUUGUUGUAUGUUGUUGAUGUGAAAAAACAAUAAAAAUGUAAUUUAUG